AUGAGCACCAAACGUCGCGUGGCUGCGGCAGUGGCCUCCCCCGACCUGAAGCUGCGAAGUCAGAAGCGUCGCAAACUGUCUGACGAUCUCGAGGACCCCGAAGAGUCGAACCGUUCAUCCUCAGAGCCAGUAGAUGAGGCUGAAGCAGACGCAAGCUCCGUAUCGCAGAAUGACGAGGAUGAGCCCGAGGUGGAUUUUGAGGGCGAUACCAUUCAAACCGCCCAGGACAAGAUCUUAACGGAGCUAUUCCGUCUGAAGGACUCAGAUGGCGAAGAGGUAGCUUACCCAUUUGUCGGUAAACCAGACCGUAACCUGUAUCGGGACUACUAUGAAGUCAUUCAUCAUCCGGUCUCGUUGCGGAGUAUUCAGAAAAAGGUCCGUGGCACCGACGGAAGAAAGAAAGGUACAAAGAUGACUGCCUUUCCCUCGUGGCUGUCCUUCGAAGAGGAGGUCAGCUAUCUUUGGCGAAAUGCGCGAGAGUACAACGAGGAUGGCAGUGAGAUCUCUGUUCUUGCAGGUGUGCUGGAGGAUUACUUUCAACAGCGUGUGGCAGAGGCCAAGAAGCUUGUUCCAGAUUCCAUUCAGGUAGAUGGUCACCCCGAAUUACCUCGCAUCAAGUUAAAAAUGGCCUCGAUCAAACCGCAGCUAGGGGUGCAAAGGUUAACAUUGAAGAUGACUGGACAGACCCCCGAAACCAUGAGGGACGAUAAAACACCAUCUGGGGUUACUGUCGAUAAUGAUUCCCUCAAACGACAACAAGAGCUAGUUCGUAACGGGUCCACGAGCCAAGAGGCUGACCCACAACACUUGUCACCUCGAACGAGAUCCCUUCGCAGAAAUAUUGGAAGCCCCAAAUCCAGUGCGGCCACCACCCUGUCGGCGUCCGAGCAACCAUACAGCCUGACCAAUGGCCGGGACACGACUGGUGUCCUGAAAGACGAAACGCCAGUGAGAUCAUUUCAACGGGCCGAGAUACACCCUUCCACUGGUCUCCAUGGGGCUCCCUCAGACUCCACAAGCUGGUUUCACUCCCAAGAUGUAUUGACGCAGCUUCCUACGGAGACAUCGUCUAUGGAAUCUAUUUGGAGACGACCAGGUCAAGACGCCAACUCAGCACUCAUCCGCAAUGUUCAAAUUUCCACGCACCCCUCGCUAUCCCUUAAAGAGAACUUUCGCCUGGACAUUCCUCCGUCAUCCAGAUUGUCUCAACAAACCAUUACCAUCCCUCUACCCCCUUCACACCACUUGCUGACGAUCAAACCCACAUUAAUGGUUGGCACCGCGCAACGACAGGUGAAGGUUGUUGCUCUGAUGGGCAUGCAACGCCUUCAUCCGACUGGAGAUGCAUCUACGCUGGCGUACGAUAUUCAACUCCAUCCGGGUACUACGAAAGUCGAUCUUGAAGCCAUUGCCGGACCAGCCAGGGGGGCUCCUAAAUCUGGGCCCCCGGGCUCCGAGGUGGACUAUGAGCGGGUCACUAUCUUUUUUAAUCUAUUGCGAUGA
Penicillium odoratum is the source of this 1503-nucleotide messenger RNA. Its product is annotated as bromodomain-containing protein. Gene Ontology annotation, cellular component: RSC-type complex. NCBI's taxonomy places the organism in Eukaryota, Fungi, Ascomycota, Eurotiomycetes, Eurotiales, Aspergillaceae. Gene Ontology annotation, biological process: chromatin remodeling. The coding region runs from base 1 to 1503 and encodes 500 amino acids. The record is from RefSeq and is a predicted model, not a curated record. The transcript has 6 exons. Gene Ontology annotation, molecular function: protein binding.